AUUACGUGUUAUUUAAGAAGUUUCACUUUCUUUUGAUAUAUGUUAAUAUUUUUCAGUUUAAUUCUUAUUAAAUACAAAUGUUAUGUUAUACUUUCAUGAUAUUCUCACUAUUAUGUUAUUGUACUGUUAUAGAAGAAAACAAAGAAUCAGAAUCGCAAGGUAUUGAUACGGCCCUGCAACACCAAUCGAUGUCUGCUGGGAAUUCCACGAUGCCAAGGGGGAACAGCGGAUAUAAUGGGAAAACGAAUUCGAUCGUUACAUCUGCCCAAUAAAAGCGGGAACGUUUACGUUGAUUCAGCAUUCUCAUUGUUUCAUAGACGCUAACAGUUGGCGCUGUCAUCGAUGAAGAUGGCGACACGUUACACUUGAAAUUGUAAAGUUAGAUAUAAAAUAAAUAAUUUUUAUUUUAUAUUUAAAGUCGUCAAUUGUUAAUAAUGUAUUUUUUUUAUUAAAAUAGAUUUGCUCAUGAAUUUAAAAAAUUUCAAAGUAUUGAUGGGUAUUAAAAAUGUUACAAUACUCUAUUAUUUAAUAAAAUUAUUAUUAUCUCAUAAUAUUGUUAUCUCGUUGCAGAAGUUAAUCUUUAUUUCUCAAUCCUCAAUUUUCAAUAGAGUAAUUAAUCAUUACUAUGUAAUUGUUCACAGUUUUUUUUAAAUAGCAAUUAGUUUGCUUAGUUUCAAUUUUUACGCCAGUUCUUUGUUUAUAAUACGUGAUUUUAAUGUUGUUAAAUUUGUACAUAGAAAAAAUUUUUUUCAAGUAGAAACUUAUUUUGAUUAAUUGUCAAAAUGCCAGAACGAAAGAUUUUAAGGUUAUCAGAUGUCUGGCGUGUUUGCAAUAAAAUACGGGCUGCAAUUUUCCGCGUGGGAUUUAACCUGUGGGAUUAUUAUAAACCUUUAGAUCCUGAUAAAAAUUGUUUAAUUUCAGAGUCAAAGUUUAUUUCUGUGUUGGCUGGCCCACUGAAAGAUAAAAUUGGUUUAUCCGAUAAAGAAAUCUGUGAUAUAGCUGAUUAUUUUCGUGUUCAAGAUGGCAGAAUACUUUACACACAGUUUUGUACAAUUAUUCAUGAAAACGUACCAGAAUUCGAUAAAAAUAAAGCUUUAAUAACUGGAUUAGAAUGGGAAGAUCCAGAGCACGUGAAUCGGUUAAGUGCAACAGAAUAUCGAAAACUAUGCCUUAUUAUUACUCAAAUUGCAAUUUUUGUAAGCAAAAGGAGGCUGGUCUUAAGACCCUACUUUCAAGAUUAUGAAUUGAUUGCAAAGAAUGCUGGUACAGUAACAUUUGCACAUUUUGGACGGAUUUUGAAGUUCCUGGGGAUUAUCCUUGCAUGCAAUGAAUUUUCUUUACUUGUAAAAAGAUUUGCGAAAGAUGCUUAUACGAUUAACUAUGUAGCCUUCCUGCAAGCAGUUGACGAAGUUCAGUCUUAUCUGGACAACCAUGGAAUGUUAUCUCUUGGCGGAGAAUUACUAGAUCAGUUUCCUGGCCGAAUUAUCACAGCGGAACUACCGAAAUUUCCACGACCGGAAAUCGGUAAGCUGAUACCCAGCAAAGUGUUUGGGAAACAAACAGUGUUUCAUCCGGUAAUGGAGGAUCCUAAAAGUAUGAUGCCCUUAAUGGAAGUUGUUCAACGCGUCCAAAGACAUAUUUUUGAGAAUAGGAUUCGUAUUUCUGAAUUUUAUAAGAGAUUUGAUCAUUUGAACGUCGGAAAAGUGACCAUCUCACAGUUUAAAAGAGGCUUAGAUGGUCUUCAAAUUUCUACUUUGGGACGUUUGUAUCUCGCCGAACCGGAAAUUAACGCCCUCGUGACGCUUUAUAAAGAUCCAAAUGAUCCAGACCGUGUGUGUUGGCGUACAUUUGCAGACGAUAUAGAUCAAGUGUUUACCAUUAAGGAGCUCGAUAAAUUGCCAAAUUUGAGAAUCGAAUCACCGCCAAUUGAAAUAGCAGAGUUGAGUCGAAAAGGAACAACCAAUUGGCAAUGUGUGACAAAGAACACAAGAGACUUGUGCGAGGAAGCGUUACAGAAAAUCCGAUUCCGUAUAAAUGAAAGAAGAAUUUUGAUAAAACAGUUUUUCAAAGAUUAUGAUAGAAAUAACAAAGGUCACGUAUCACGAUCCCAGUUACGUCAAGUUUUAACUACUGCGACCGUUUUGCUUUCUCAAGAAGAGGAAUUUGCUUUGGAACAAAGGUACAACGAUGAAUUGGGUUUCAAUUACGUUUGGUUUUUAAAGGAGCUGGAAUCGAAACCAAUUGAAGCAUCUCUUUACGAUUCUGUUUUACAAGAGAAACAAAGAAUUAAUUCUGAGAGACCGCCUCCUGAAGCUGACGCAAAUGAAACAAAUAGUGUCCUAAUUUUAGCUAAAAUUAAAGCUAAAGUUGUACGAGAAAGAGUAAAAGUCAUCGAAUUCAUGCGUCAAUACGAUUUUCAUAAUGAAGGCGUUAUAAAAAGGUCACAGUUUUUGCAAGGACUUGACCAGCUCCGGUGUAAUUUAACUUGCAUAGAAAUAGCAACUGUAAUGAAAGUGUUCCGAUCUCCAUUAAGACCGGGAUACGUGGAUUAUGUAAGAUUCGGACAUGCUGUUGAGGAAGCUGUUGCUACGGGAGGUCUAGAACGAGCACCCCUUUUAGUGCCCGUGCAACAUAUCCCCCCGGAAGCGUCUCCUAAAACAUUCUUGAAUUUCGAAGAGAGGCAUAUGGUUACGACAGCGAUGAACAAGUUGUCCAUGGUACAGCAGCCGAACUUGGAAGAGAUAUUCAAGGAUUUCGACAAAGAAAAUAUCGGUACGGUUCCAAAGGAGUGUUUGAUCAAAGCUCUUUCUGUCAGACGAAUGUUACAAUUAAUAAGUGUCAGAGAAGUGGACGUUGUGCAUAAAUGUUUUUCCAUUGAAAGAGGUGGUCGUUUGGAAAUCAAUUAUCGGGAAUUUUUACAAGCUCUGCAUCUCAUGCGAGAAAAUAGGAAACAUAUUCCCUUUUAAAUUGUUUGCAAAUUCCAACGCAAAGUGAAAUUAAAUGUUUUAUAUCUUUCUUUUAAAGCUACGCAAGCUUUAUAUAUAAAAUUAUGAAAAAUCUUUCUGAAAUUAUUUUAGAUUUUAACUUAUA
This is a messenger RNA of Nomia melanderi (Alkali bee), 3090 nucleotides long. RefSeq lists its product as uncharacterized. NCBI's taxonomy places the organism in Eukaryota, Metazoa, Arthropoda, Insecta, Hymenoptera, Halictidae. The record is from RefSeq and is a predicted model, not a curated record. Gene Ontology annotation, molecular function: calcium ion binding.